AUGCCACAGAAUCUAAUGAAUCCCGACCACCUUCGAAAUCUUUCUCGACGUCUUCUGAGAAUUCUUUGUGGGCGACGUCUUCCCCAAACGUGGAAUACUGUACUUGUCCUACUAUCCAUUCAUAUGUACCUGACAGUUCCAGUUAUUUUGGCAGCAGGAAUCAAUAAUGAUAGGACAGGACUGCUCCGCCCGUUCCGAGAAAUCCAACAACGCGGAAUUCUACUGGGAGAAAUAGAUGAUGAUGUUCUGGAUCUGUUCUACGAGAGGUGUCACGCUGAGAGAAUGUAA
This is a messenger RNA of Caenorhabditis briggsae, 288 nucleotides long. The record is from RefSeq and is a predicted model, not a curated record. Bases 1 to 288 code for a protein of 95 amino acids. Lineage: Eukaryota; Metazoa; Nematoda; Chromadorea; Rhabditida; Rhabditidae. The transcript is spliced from 2 exons.